AUCCGUAAAUCUAUAUUUUUCAUCCGAAUAUCCAGAAGAAAAAAAAUCCUUCUGCUCCGAUUCAACCUUCGUAAAUUUUGAUAAAUUCUAGUUUUUACAGGCCAAAAGUUGAAAAUGCAGGGAGGCAGAGACCCCUUUUCCAAUUUUGGUAAUCCUUUUGGUAGUUUUGGUGGUUUUGGCGGAUUUGGAGGUCAGAGGAGUUUAUUACCUGGCUUUUUUGGAGGCAGAGACCCGUUUGAUGAUCCUUUCUUCACAAACCCAUUUGGAGGCAUGUUUGGAUCGACCCCUUUUGGUCCUCGCGGAGGUCCAUUCAUGGACUCGCACAUGACUGGAUUUCUGGAACAACAGCCUUCUGUCCCUUUCCAACAGUUUUCUGUCCCUUUCCAACAGCCUUCUGUCCCCUUCCAACAACCUUCUGUCCCCUUCCAGCAGCCUAGGUCUAGGGGUCCUGUUAUUGAGGAGUUGGACUCUGAUGAUGAGAAAGAGGAAAAUGAUAUUCCGAAAGAGAAGAAACAGAACACGAGAAAGCAUGCUAGGUCAAGAACUGAGCCUUUUAUUGAAUAUCCAGAUGAUGAAGCAGGAGCAGAGAGGAGGAGUAAACAAAUGGUAUUCCAGAGAGCAAAUACUGUUCAACAGCCUCAAGUUCAUAGCUUUAGCUUUCAGAGUUCCACCGUGUCCUAUGGUGGUGCAAAUGGCACCUAUUACACUUCUUCCAAAACCAGGAGGGGCGGAAGUGAUGGACUGACUUUCGAGGAAAGUAAAGAAGCCAAUUCCGCUACUGGGGAAGCAAGUCACAGGGUUUCAAGGGGAAUACAUAAUAAGGGUCAUUCUUUGUCGCGGAAACUCGAUUCAGAUGGCAGGGUGGACACCAUGCAGACAUUGCACAACCUUAAUGAAAAUGAACUUGAUGGAUUUGAAGAAACCUGGAAAGGAAAAGCUAGAAAUCAGCUACCUGGCCUGUAUGGUGGGUUUAAUUUACAAGGUGAAACAGGGUCUGGUAGCAGUGUCCAUAAUGGUGCAAAUAGGGGUGGAUGGGCACUUCCUUUGACGGAGAGCGCACAUCAUUCAGGGAACCUUGGACCAGGUGUAGGUACUGCUGCUGGCCCUUCCCAUCCAGUGCAUUCACAGAGGCCAAAAACAGAUGCUGGGAAUGUGAGUUCUUCAAAGGGCACCACUGCUAGUAAUAUGGAGCGAGCUAAGAAACGUUGAAGCAUCUGUCGCAAAAGUCAUUUGCUGCUUCAGAAUGUGUAGUCAUGAAUAGUAGCUGCUCUAGCAUCUUGUUAUUCUGCUUUUCUUUUGCAGAAAGCAGGCACAUCUAUACCCUUAUCCUUCCUGCAUGCCACCGUUGAAUAAUCGUUGUAGCAAAUUUGUGUAGCUGUUGUAAUGCGUGGCUGCUCCCGCUCCUUUAACUGGGUGGUAUGAGAGAGAAUGGUCAGGGAUGUUUGAACAUAGUCACAUAAUAUUAGUACCUUAUAAUUUUGGUUAGUUGAAUAUGUUUUGCAGCUUCAUAAACAUAGGUAGGUUAUUCUG
This is a messenger RNA of Solanum verrucosum, 1530 nucleotides long. RefSeq lists its product as uncharacterized. The record is from RefSeq and is a predicted model, not a curated record. NCBI's taxonomy places the organism in Eukaryota, Viridiplantae, Streptophyta, Magnoliopsida, Solanales, Solanaceae. The transcript has 7 exons. The coding region runs from base 115 to 1209 and encodes 364 amino acids.